UAUUUGCUGUUUGUUUGUUCAAAGGGGCGUCGGUGCUGCCACGAUGUUUUCCUUUCUUCUUCUGAAACUUCAUUAUCCCCAGCAGCCGCGCGCGUCUCAGGGGUUAAUUUAGCGCGGUGUGGAGGGGGGCGCGCGUCAAGGCGCACACAGUGAAGUGCUUGUCCUGAUCGGCUCCGGCAGAGCAGAGGCGAUGCCCUUUUGUGGAGAGGUUGUCUUGUCACAGAGGACACACGGCAUUUACAGUCGGGAAACAAAGAAGAACUGAUUUUUCUCCCUUUUAAAGGGCUCCAUUCUCCUCGUGCCGCCGCUGGGUGUUGACUGUGGGUGUUUGUGAGGAUCUUUGUUGUCAGAAAAAGUAGAGAAGCAAGCAGCAGCAGCUCCGGGAACAAGUUGAAGGAGUAGCUGAGGGGAUACUCCAGUGCAGUCACUGCUGCUGUCAGUCUCUUCACCUCAGUCGGCUUCUUGUUUUUGGAUGGAGAGUUGUUUUGCGCGUCGCUUUUACGCACAGAUCGAACGAGUGGAGACGUCAUUAAAACGGUUAAAAUGAACUUUCUGUCAGCGGCUUCUGUUGGGUAGAGGUCUGAACUCUGUCACUUCAGCUUCAACAAGAACAAGUGAACUUGCAGCUACCUGCCUAAAACAUGCCCAAUGAUAAAUACGCGAACAUGGAGGAAAAACUUUGGAUACUGGAGGACCUUAACAUGAUGUACAUCCGUCAGAUUGCGCUCAGUUUGCAGGACAGUGACAUUCAGAAGAAGAUAGACCACGAGAUCCGGAUGCGAGACGGCGCCUGCAAGCUGCUGGCUGCCUGCUCGCAGCGAGAGCAGGCUCUGGAGGCGGCGAAGAGCCUGCAGACGUGCAGCACUCGCAUCAUGGCCUACAUGUCAGAGCUGCAGAGGAUGAAGGAGGCGCAGGUGAUGCAGAGCGUCCCGCGCAGGUCGUCGGACGCGGGGCCGAUGGAAGAGCGACUCCCGUGCAAAGGAAAAGUGGCCAUCUCGGAGCUUCAUCGGUGUGCUGUGUUCUGCCUGCUGCAGCUGGGAGGAGAAAUCUUCGACACAGACAUGGUGAUAGUGGACCGAACACUCACAGACAUUUGCUUCGACAACACCAUUGUAUUUAACAAGGCCGGCCCAGGUUUUGAGCUCCGGGUCGAGCUGUACAGCUGCUGCUCAGAAGAUGACUACUCUGCAGGAAGCACGCCGAGGAAACUGGCCAGCAAGCUGAGCUCCUCACUGGGGCGAUCAGCCGGGAAGAAGCUGAAAGCAGCCAUGGAGCCCGGACCGUGUAGUCCUGUGAGCAACGGAGGGGCUUCUCCUCUCCUGCUGCCUGUCCCCUCUGUACCCAGUGUGGAGGUGACCCUCAGAGUUGGACAAAAGUGUACGCUGAUCUCAAGGGGACGAGCCUUUUCUGCUACCAUCGGCAAGAGGAUGUGGAUGCCAAUGUAGAGCUAGCUUUUACCAUUGGCAUCAACAAAGAGACCAGAAUACGUGCAUCAGAGAAAGACCCUCAGAGUAAAGUUCAGCAGAUCUGCGUCAGUAACCAGUACGGCGGGGAGGAGGUCACACACAUUCUGAGCGCAGAAAGCCGAGAGGACACACACCGCUGGAUGGAAGCUUUUUGGCAGCAUUUCUACGAUAUGAGUCAGUGGAAGCAAUGCUGUGAUAAUCUGAUGAAAAUUGAACUCCCAUCGCCAAGAAAACCCGCUCCUAUUACACCAAAACAGGGAUCUCUUUACCAUGAAAUGGUUAUUGAAUCGUCUGAUGACCUGAGCUGCACCGUGUCAGACAUCUUGGCUCGGAGGAUGCAGGAGCUGGAGCUCCGCAGCCAGCUGGGCAUGUCUCCCACCUGGAUGUCUAUGUUUGAGGAGAACAAUACAAAACCCGCUGCCUUCCCUCGUCAGUGUCCGUCUCGCCUGUCAGGCCACAGCCCCUGCAGUCCUCAUCGCCCUCCUCGAAGCCCCGCGAGCCCCCCUCGCUGCCCGCGCCUGGGCCUGCUGUCCUCAGACGCCAGCCUGACUUCAGACAGCGACAGCCACUGCAGCACCAGCCCCUGCUCUCACCACCGAGGCUGGCCCGAUCCUUCGUCAAACUUGUCUCUCGUGUCGACUUCCCCCUUCGGUCUGAGGCCGCGCACGCUUUCAUUGGACGCGAAACUCAGCACCCUUCGAGGGAGGGGGUACGGCGGCGGAGGAGGAGGAGCGGCCUUCCAGUGCCCCUGUCAGCCUCCUUCCUCCUCGCUGCUCGCUCCUUUACCCAUUUCCUCCCGUUCGCCUCGGUCACAGCGCGGCAUGCAGACGACGCUUUCCUGCUCCAGCUCCACCUCCAGCAACAGCUCCAGCAACAGCGAGGGCAGCCACAGCCCCGAGUCUUCAGAGGGAGUCCUCUUCUCUAGGCCCUCGCCAGCUCGACGCAGCCUAAGAAACCUCAGGGCCAGACUUGAUCCUCGCAACUGGCUCCAAAGUCAGGUGUGAACUCAUUCCCUGACUGGCUUUUAACAUGUUUGCUUAAAGGCAGUAGUAUUUGUCAAACUGUGCUCAACUGGUUUAACAUGUGGACUAAACAUCUACCUACCCCUGAAGAGAUCAUACCGUUUAACAAUGGAUGAGUUACUGAAGCCCCUCAGAGGUCAAACUGGAAUAUUUUGUUCUCCAGAAAGAUGGUGACAAUCACUGCAGGAGUUGCUGGGGGUUCCACAGAUUUCAAAAACGGGAGAUACGUCGUUUUUUUUUCUUUCAGAAAUGUUGGUCGUGUUUGCUGGGAGUAAUUAAAUAACAGCUGGCAUUGUUUCUACUCUUUCACUCUGUAAAGUAAAUUUAAAACUGCAAACUUUGCCCUCAGAUGUAUCCUGUACCAUCCACCUAUACAGUACUUCCAGGUCAUCGCACCUGCCUUUUUUUUGUCUUGACAGGAUGUAACUUAAUAUAUGUUAAAAGGAUUUGACCAAAAGUUUUCGAGUGUGAUACUUUAACACUUUGAAAGAAGAGAAGGGGUUAAUGUUUGUUGCCUGUACUGUGAUAACUUACCUUAGUGUACUGACCUAAUUAUCCACACACCAGAUGACUGGUGGGAGUCUUCUAAAAGAAACUAUGCACAAUUUUUCCAUUUUUUUUAUCGUUAUGCAUGAUUGGACUUAACAGUAAAAUGUUUAUCUGAAAUUUUACCUGAAAUAGUUCCAACAGUGAAUCAGGAGGAAGUUUUACCUUUUGCAAGUGCACAUAUUCACUCUACUGGUUCUGACUGUGAUCUUUUCAGCAUUCGUUGAGGCUUCCUUCAGAGAAAAUAAAUUAAUAAAGAAAUACAGAACUGGUUUCGUACCAAAGUUGAAGUAUUAAUGAAAACUUAAGCCAUAGUUAAAACCAAGCCAUGCAGCAGUGCUGUAGGUUUUAUGUGUAGUGACUCCUGUCCUUCAGCUCACCUUAAAAACAAAAAAGUGAUCAUUUAAAGCUCCCACUGCAGUUUGGAAAUGUUCACUUCUCACACUGUUGCAUAAUUCAAGUUUGCUGCAUCAAAAUUUUUCCAAAACAAAGAUUUUUACCAAUUGUGGAUUGGCAAAGCCACUUUUUUUUUUUUUUACCUAUAUCCUUCCUGUUUCUGUUGAGCGUUGUGGAUUUUGGAAGCUGUUGCUGUCCCAGAACCGAGAACUUCGGCAAAAAUAUUUACUAUGAUUUGUCAGAUGUUUGAAAAAUAGCAUUUGUUACUGUAAAUUAUUAUUAUUAUUUUUUUCUAAGUUAACAGAUGGACCUCACUUUGUCUUUUCUUACAAAGCUAUUUUUUUUUUAAAUGCAGGUGUAUAUAUGUGGGAUUAUUCUAUGAUUAACAGAUAAGUUGCAGAUCUAAAACUGUUAGGCAUAAAUAACACUGUUACAAGUCUACAUUGUUGGCAGGCUUUGUGUUUGGCAUGAACUUCAUCCUGAAGAUGGAAUUUAAAGUAAGAUUUCUCGUUUAAAUAAUAUAACGUUAAUUAUAAUAAAUGUUUUAUCAAUUUA
This is a messenger RNA of Austrofundulus limnaeus, 3985 nucleotides long. It is a transcript of the gene rtkna, whose product is annotated as rhotekin a. The record is from RefSeq and is a predicted model, not a curated record. Gene Ontology annotation, cellular component: actomyosin contractile ring. Gene Ontology annotation, biological process: septin ring organization; mitotic cytokinesis; actomyosin contractile ring assembly. Lineage: Eukaryota; Metazoa; Chordata; Actinopteri; Cyprinodontiformes; Rivulidae.